UAGGAAUUAGAGGCACAUUGAGAAUCCUGGGGAAAGGUACUUUUCAUUAGACUUUGUUUCCUGUAACUCUUUUUCCAGCACCAGGAAGAGGAUCAUCUCCUAAGACUUCUUCAUGUCUCUGUGAAUCUACAGUGCCCCCAGGAAGUGUUUCUCUUCUUGGGACACGAGGGAAAUCUUAGAACGCAAAGACCCCAAGAAAGAAGCCUGGAAAAACAGCUUUAGUUGGCUCAGUGAGACAGACAUUUAGAAAAAACACAGCAGAUAUCUUCAUGUUCUUAAAGGCAGCAGCCUUCAAGUGACUUCAAAGGGCUUCAUUCAGGCAGCAGUAAGACAUUUAAAGAAAAACAUCUGGAAACCAUCAGAAGAACAUGGGAGAACCUGGGAAGAGGGUUGCAACUCGUGGGGUGACAUGCUUUUCGAAAAUUAAGAUGUUUCUUUUGGCAUUAACAGGGGCAUAUGUAGCCAAAUCACUAUCAGGAAUUUAUAUGAAUUCUAUGCUCACACAAAUAGAGAGACAAUUCAAUAUCCCCACAUCUAUAGUUGGAUUUAUCAAUGGGAGCUUUGAGAUUGGAAACCUUUUGUUCAUUAUAUUUGUGAGUUAUUUUGGAACAAAACUGCACAGGCCUAUAGUGAUCGGUGUUGGAUGUGUGGUUAUGGGCCUAGGAUGUUUCUUAAUAUCACUACCUCAUUUCCUAAUGGGCCGAUACGAAUAUGAGAAAACAAUCUCACCUUCAAGCAACUUGUCCUCAAACAGCUUCUUGUGUUCAGGAAACAGAAGCCAGACUUUAACACCAACACCGGACCCUAAAGAGUGUUCAAAAGAAAUUAAAUCCUUAAUGUGGAUAUAUGUAAUGGUAGGAAAUCUUAUCCGUGGAAUUGGUGAAACCCCCAUCAUGCCCUUGGGUAUUUCUUACAUAGAAGAUUUUGCCAAAUCUGAAAACUCCCCUUUAUAUAUUGGUAUUUUAGAAACAGGAAUGGUUAUUGGCCCAUUGAUUGGACUUUUAUUGGCAUCCUUCUGUGCAACCCUUUAUGUAGACAUUGGAUCUGUGAAUACAGAUGACCUGACCAUAACUCUCACUGAUACACGCUGGGUCGGUGCUUGGUGGAUCGGCUUUUUGAUCUGUGCAGGAGUGAAUGUCCUGACCAGCAUCCCCUUUUUCUUCCUUCCCAAAACACUCCCAAAAGAAGGACUAGAGGAUAAUGCAGAUGUGACUGAAAACAAUGAAAAGGAGAAACACCGUGAAAAAGACAUGGGAAAAAAACGUGGAAUCACCAAAGAUUUCUUGCCAUUCAUUAAAAGUCUCUUCUGCAAUCCGAUCUAUAUGCUUUUCACACUUAUAAGUGUGCUCCAGGUCAAUUCAUUUAUCAUUACUUUUACCUUUAUGCCAAAAUACCUGGAACAGCAAUAUGGAAAAUCAACUGCAGAGAUAAUCUUUCUCAUAGGUGUUUAUAGCUUACCUCCAAUAUGCAUUGGAUAUUUAAUUGGUGGCUUGAUUAUGAAAAAGUUCAAGAUAACUGUCAAGAAAGCUGCAUACAUAGCAUUCUGUUUAUCCCUUAUUGAGUACCUUCUAUUUUUUUUAAACCUUAUGUGGACCUGUGAUAAUUUCCCAGUUGCUGGCUUAACUACAUCUUAUGAACAUGAACGAAUUCAACAACCUUUGUAUGUGAAGAAAAAUGUUCUUGCAGAGUGCAGCAAAAAGUGUAACUGUUUAACUAAAACGUGGGAUCCAGUGUGUGGAGACAAUGGCCUAUCAUACAUGUCAGCCUGCCUUGCAGGCUGUGAAAACUCUGAUGGAACAGGCGUCAACAUGGUGUUUCAAAACUGCAGCUGCAUUCAGUCUUCAGGAAUCUCAUCUGCAGUCCUUGGAAUGUGUAACAAAAGCCCUGACUGUACUAUAAAGCUGCAGUACUUUUUAAUUGUGUCAGUAUUCGGCUGUUUCAUCUUCUCACUGGCAGUCAUACCUGGGUAUAUGGUUCUUCUGAGGUGUACGAAGUCUGAAGAGAAAUCCCUUGGAGUUGGAUUACAUACAUUUUUCAUAAGAGUAUUUGGGGGCAUUCCGGCACCUAUUUACUUUGGUGCCUUGAUAGACAGAACCUGUUUACACUGGGGAACUCUGAAAUGUGGUGAGCCAGGGGCAUGCAGGAUGUAUGAUAUAAAUGAAUACAGGCGCAUUUACAUUGGGUUGCCAGCAGCUCUAAGAGGAUCAAGCUACCUCCUGUCAAUCUUCAUUCUAAAACUUUUGAGGAAGUUCCAACUCCCUGAGGAAACUGACUCUUCAGAGACUGAACUUGCCGAGAUGCAGCUCACAGAGAAGGAAAGCGAGUGCAUGGAUGUGCACAGAAGUCCUGAGUCUGAGAACGGCAGAGAACUGAAAACGAGGCUGUAAUGGGAUUUCUAGUGGCCUGCAUAGGCCCACGGACAGAGUCUGCAUUUGGUUCUUUUGAAUCAUGAGUUAUAGGAACAAUUAUGCUGAAAGACCUUAAGAAUGUAUUUUAAUAAUGACAAAAAUAUUUACUGUUAUUUUUUUUUAAAUAUAGUGGUAGCACUUAAGAUUAUCCCAGGGAAGACUAUGGUGAUCACCUAUCCUCUCACACACGUAGAACUUUAAAGCAGUCUUCAAAUGAAAAAGGUAUUUUCUCUUUUAACUCAAUCAAAGCAAAUGAGCAUUUCUCAUAUAUGCUCAAAAAGCUUUAAGGCAUUCCCAUUCUCGAAACACCAUUCAAUUCCAUUAAAUUUGUGCUUCAAUGUUGGAGUCGUUUAGAGCUAAAAAUUUAGAUCUUACUUGUGUUGCAUUGAAAUAAUUUAUUCAAAUUUAUACUUUCUUUAUGCAAGAUAUUUGCAU
Alexandromys fortis (reed vole) is the source of this 2843-nucleotide messenger RNA. Its product is annotated as solute carrier organic anion transporter family member 1A4-like. The record is from RefSeq and is a predicted model, not a curated record. Gene Ontology annotation, molecular function: protein binding; bile acid transmembrane transporter activity. Gene Ontology annotation, cellular component: plasma membrane. Gene Ontology annotation, biological process: sodium-independent organic anion transport; transmembrane transport; bile acid and bile salt transport. The coding region runs from base 369 to 2387 and encodes 672 amino acids. NCBI's taxonomy places the organism in Eukaryota, Metazoa, Chordata, Mammalia, Rodentia, Cricetidae. The transcript has 16 exons.